This is a messenger RNA of Wallemia mellicola CBS 633.66, 871 nucleotides long. RefSeq lists its product as hypothetical. NCBI's taxonomy places the organism in Eukaryota, Fungi, Basidiomycota, Wallemiomycetes, Wallemiales, Wallemiaceae. Bases 1 to 798 code for a protein of 265 amino acids. The transcript has 6 exons. The record is from RefSeq and is a predicted model, not a curated record.
AUGACUAUACAUAAACCAUUACUCGUUUUAUCCGUACCGAGAUCAACGUCAACGGCAUUAGAGCGAGCGUUUAUACAACGAGAAAACUGUCACUGUUUCCACGAACCAUACUAUUAUGGACCUGAAAGAUUAUCGGAUAGAUACAAUGAUGAACAGAGAGCUGCUUCUGGAUAUGAAAACCUCACCUACCAGGAUAUAAUCGACCAAAUCAAGUCGAAAUCAAUGGAAGAUCCAGGCAGGUUGAUUUUUAUUAAGGAUAUGGCUGCUUAUCUUGUCAAACCUGAAUUGAUGGAUAAAGCUGAUGUAAUAAACCCAACCAUUUUAUCAGAUGAUCAAUUGAAGGAAUUUAGAUACGCUUUCCUCGUCAGAUCACCACGUAAAGCCAUUACAAGUUAUUACAGGGCAACAAUUGAUAAUGAUUGUGGUGAUUUCGGUGAAUUUGACCCAUCAGAAGCUGGAUUCAAAGAAUUACAUGCUAUGAUGAAAUACAUCAGAAAAUUAAAUCCAGAUGAUGGAAUCGCACUCAUAGAUAGUGAUGACUUGGUUAACAACCCUGGAAAGACAUUACAACUCCUCUGCGAUAAGGUUGGUAUACCUUUCGAAGACAACAUGCUUAGCUGGGAAAGUAAACGUAUUGAAGAAUUCGACAAAUGGAAAGGAUUCCACGAGGAUGCCCAAAACAGUACAGGUUUUAAGGCUGUCAAAAGGGAGAAAAUUGAUUUGCCGGAUUUCGUGGAAGAAGCAAUCAAAGAUAACGAAGAAACAUACAACCAGUUGCUCAAAUAUGCCCUCAAAUAAGGUUAAAAGUGUAUUCAAUUAAAAGAAAAGUUGUCAAUUAUUUAAUAUUAGAAAGUGUCGAUCCGACCAUCCA